This is a messenger RNA of Ceratosolen solmsi marchali, 1773 nucleotides long. RefSeq names its product juvenile hormone epoxide hydrolase 1-like. Gene Ontology annotation, biological process: epoxide metabolic process. NCBI's taxonomy places the organism in Eukaryota, Metazoa, Arthropoda, Insecta, Hymenoptera, Agaonidae. The coding region runs from base 171 to 1550 and encodes 459 amino acids. The record is from RefSeq and is a predicted model, not a curated record. Gene Ontology annotation, molecular function: epoxide hydrolase activity. The transcript is spliced from 8 exons.
UGACGGCGGCCGCAGUAAUGGGAGUGGCAGCAGCGGUGGUAGCGACGGUGUCGACGGCGCCGUCGACAAACAUCGCCGAAGUGCCUCUUGCUUUUGUAAUAAGAACUGGGGAUCAGUCGUUGCCGAGGCGCUGUGACCGGCGAGUCAAUCAUUAGCGAUUAAACGGGAGGAUGUGGAAGGGCGCAGCCGUUUUGAUUUUGGGCCUCAUAACCGUUGACUGGCACUUUAGGUAUAGACAAUCGAUAGAAAUUCCAAAAUUAGACAAUGAUUAUUGGGGUCCUGGUAAAGCAGUUCCUGAUUCUAAAGAAAUCAAGCCAUUUGAGAUUGAUGUUGCCAAAGAGGUCAUCGAUGAUUUAAAUCAUCGUCUAGAUAUAUCGAGAAACUUUGCUAAGCCAUUGGAAGGUGUAGGAUGGACUUACGGCAUACAAACGCCCUAUUUGAAGACAAUUUUAAAUUACUGGAGAAAUAAAUAUAACUGGAGCGAGAGGCAGGCUUUACUUAAUAAAUAUCCGCAGUUUAUCACCAAAAUCCAAGGAUUGGACAUCCAUUUCUACCGGAUUAAGCCGGAGAUACCCAAGGGCCGGAAUAUGCGCAUCCUGCCGCUACUGAUAGUCCACGGUUGGCCAGGAUCCGUCGUGGAGUUCCAAAAGAUCAUACCAUUGCUGACGAGGCCCCAAGCGAAUCGGGAUUUCGUCUUCGAGGUGAUAGCGCCAUCGAUCCCGGGCUUCGGCUACUCCAGCGGUGCCAGCAAACCUGGUCUCUCCGCCGCACAUAUAGCCGUUGUAUUUAAGAAUUUAAUGUCGAAACUCGGCAUUGAAGAGUUCUAUGUCCAAGGUGGUGACUGGGGCUCUAUCAUCACAUCAAUUCUAGCUCAAUUAUAUCCUAAAAAUGUGAUCGGUGCACAUGCCAGCAUAUGCUACGUAGAGACAUCAAAAUCAAUAUUGAAGUCGCUCAUUGGCUCGUACAUUCCUUAUUUGGUCAUCGACAGCGAAUACCAUUCGAGAAUGUAUCCCUUAUCGGAUCAUUUGACUCGCUUAAUAAGUGAAAGUGGUUACAUGCACCUACAAGCAACGAAGCCAGACACCGUCGGUGUUGGUCUUACGGAUUCUCCGGCUGGUCUCGCCGCUUACGUUCUCGAAAAAUUCAGCACCUGGACGAAUCCGAACUUCACCGCCCGCGACGACGGUGGCCUCCUCCAGAAAUUUACCGUUGACGAGCUACUCGACAACCUAAUGAUAUACUGGAUCACAAGCUCCAUCACAACCAGUCAACGACUCUACGCCGAAACCUUUAACAAAGCCUUUAGAAAACUAGAAUUGAAUAAGAUUCCGGUGGAGGUGCCAGCCGCCUGUGCCAUGUUCCCAAAUGAGAUUUUCUACCAACCCGAGUCCUUACUGUCGGAGCACUACACUAACAUCAUACAGUUUACACAUCUGCCGAGAGGUGGACAUUUCGCCGCGAUGGAAGAGCCCCAACUCUUGGCCGACGAUAUCUGGUCUUUUGCCCGCAAAGUGGAGCAACAAAUCAUUAAUAAGAGCCGAGGAAAAUGAUCCUGUAAUGCCGUAUCGUGAACUUGGAGAACGAGGAGCAAUGAUACUACCUGCAAUUCGUUCUUUUCUCAUGACAAUAUUAAUGUAAAAGAGCUUUGUAAAAAUGCAAAACGAGGAAUGAAGAAUAAAAUUGAAUUUUGUUUAUAUGAAAGUUUACGUUUCAAGCUUAACUGUUAAAGAUCAUUUCUGCGUUCUUCUCCAUGAGAAAAACAAAAAAAAACAA